CAGUUUUUGUUUCCUGACAUAAAUAUUCCAUCUGUGAGAAAGAUGCACUGCAAUACAAAGAAAGGAUAGAACAGGAACAUAUCAAGAAAUGUACACACAAGCAUGUUUUUAGCUCAUUGUAAAUUAAUCCAUGCAUAAACCAUGAGAGUCUGAAGAUGGCUGUAAGCUCUAUCCCGAUUUUUACCUUAUAAUAUACUGAAAAAUGAUCUGUGAUGCUAAAAGAUGGUUAUUCUUGGAAACCUAUAUCAAUUUCCUAUUCACACAGCAACUGGUGGCAACUAAAAAUAAUCCUGGUUUAGUACUAGCUAAAAAUCUGGUCGCAUUUGGCACACGAACAACAUGCACAAAUAAAAUUUAAGAUCCCCUGUUCUGCUAUUUCAUUCGAGCCCACUCAUCAAGCUUAGUUUGCUGCCAUUUGAAAGCUAUUGAAAAGCCAUUAACUGGCAGGACUGUGAAAGCCGCAGUGCAGCAGCACACCUCAGUGCUGGAAGAAUGUGGCUGCAAGUGCACACCAAUUAAAUCUUUCUAUUCCUGGGGAUGUGGGAUUAGGAGCGGUGUCAAUCAACUGUGCUACAAUAGCACGUGCAGUAGUCAUGGUUCAAGACGUACAGAGGUUUAUCGUUACUCCAGCAGCCGGGUGAGGGUGACUUGGAAGCCUCUGCAAGAUCCUGGAACAGAAACUACGCUAAAUAAUGUAUUCUGAGGUGUACUGGAUACCUGAGGAAGGGCUUUAAAUAAUGCAUUUUCUGGGCAUGACAGUUGUAGCAGAAGAGAAUGCUGAAACCUGUAGCGAGACUACAGCCUGAGAUGAAAGAAUGUCUCAUUACCAUUUUAUCAAAUGCUGCUGUUUCCAGCUAUGUAAUGUUUUUCGGACCCAUGAGAUGGAAAUUGAGCAGUGCUUGCUGGAGUCCCUCCCCCUCGGCCAGCGGCAGCGGCUGGUCAAGCGCAUGCGCUGUGACCAAAUAAAGGCGUACUACGAGCGGGAAAAAGCUUUCCAGAAACGGGAAGGCUACGGGAAGAAGCUGAAGCAUGGAAAGAAUCAACGAGUUUGUUUUAAUCUUGCUGAUAUGAUACAGGAUGCAAUCAUACGCCACGAUGAUAAAGAAGUGCUACGGCUGUUGAAGGAUGGUGCUGACCCUCAUAUGCUUCUUUCCUCAGGAGGCUCCUUGCUCCAUCUGUGUGCUCGCUACGAUAAUGCAUUUGCUGCAGAAAUUCUGAUUGACAGAGGAGUAAAUGUAAAUCAUCAAGAUGAGGAUUUUUGGACAUCAAUGCAUGUAGCCUGUGCCUGUGAUAAUCCUGAUAUUGUCCUGCUACUGCUACUAGCUGGAGCAAAUGUGCUUCUGCAAGAUGUUAAUGGAAAUAUUGCACUUGAUUAUGCUGUAGAAGGGACUGAAUCUAGCAGCAUCCUUCUGAUGUACUUGGAAGAAAAUGGUGUAGAGCUGAAUUCCUUACGCCAAAUGAAGAUUCAGAGGGCCAUGACAAUGCUUACAGAUGUCAGACAGCUCAUCUCAAGUGGAGGGAGUGUGAAUCAAAGGAAUGAUGAAGGAGUUACCCUGCUGCAUGUGGCCUGUGCUAAUGGAUACAAGAAUGUUGCCUCUCUGAUACUAGAUCAUGGGGCUGAUCUCAAUGCAGUGGAUAAUCAGUACUGGACACCCCUACAUUUGGCUGCAAAGUAUGGACAGACCAAUCUUGUGAAGCUGCUUUUGAUGCACCAGGCAAACCCCAAUCUUCUUAACUGCAAUAAUGAAAAGCCUUCAGAUGUUGCAGCUUCUGAUUUUAUUGAGGAAAUGCUUCUGAAGGCUGAAAUUGUUUGGGAGGAAAAAAUGAAAGACCCUUUAGCUGCUUCUACUUUAUCUCAAGAAGAGCCAUAUGAAGAGAUCAUCCAUGAUUUGCCCACAAUUUCUAAUAAACUCAAUCCCCUGGCUUUACCAAUUGCCAAGCAAGACAGUUUGCUGGAGAAAGAUACCAUGUUCAAAGAUGCAGCCAAAGGCUUAUGUAAGCAGCAGUCUCAAGACAGUGCAUCUGAAAAUAUCACUGUGAACGCCACAACCAAACUUGAGCAGAUCAAGCUAAUGCCUCCAGCUCCAAAUGAUGACCUGGCUUCUCUGAGUGAGCUAACAGACAGCAGCCUGCUUUACGAGAUUCAGAAGCGUUUCAACAACAAUCAGAUAUAUACCUACAUUGGUGAUAUACUGUUACUUGUUAAUCCAUUUAAAGAACUUCCUAUUUAUUCUACCAUGGUCACCCAGCUUUAUUUAAGUAACUCUGGAAAACUGUGUUCCUCACUUCCCCCACAUAUAUUUUCCUGUGCUGAAAGAGCUUACCACAUGCUAUUCCAAGAGCAGCGUCCCCAGUGCUUUAUCCUCAGUGGAGAAAGUGGUUCUGGGAAGACUGAGGCCUGCAAACAGAUAGUGAAGCACCUCACUUGCAGAGCCAGCUGCAGCAGAAAUACCUUUGAUACAAAGAUAAAACAUGUAAACUGUAUCUUGGAGGCCUUUGGACAUGCUAAGACACCCUUGAAUGAUUUUUCCAGCUGUUUUAUAAAGUAUUUUGAAUUACAGUUUUGUGAGAGAAAAAAAACAUUAAUUGCAGCUAGGAUUUAUACAUACAUGUUGGAGAAGUCUCGUGUCGUUAUGCAACCUCUCAACCAGAGUAAUUUUCAUGUUUUUUACUUGAUGAUGGAUGGAUUGUCUGCUGAAGAAAAAUACACCCUGUACCUCAGUAAUUUAUCUGCACACAGGUAUCUAAGCCAGACUGGGUCAGAAGAGACGAUGUUAGCAGCCAACCCUCAAAACAGAGAGAAAUUAACCAUACUAAAACAAGCUCUAGGUGCUCUGGGAUUCAAUAGCCUGGAGGUGGAGAACCUGUUUGUGAUUCUCUCAGCAAUUCUGCAUCUUGGAGACAUUCGCUUCACGGCCCUGACAGAUGCUGAGACAGCGUUCGUGUCAGACCUGCAGCUACUGGAGCAAGUGGCAGGGAUGCUGCAGGUUUCACCAGAUGAGCUUGCUUCAGCCUUAACAACUGAUGUUCAGUAUUUUAAAGGAGACACGAUUGUUCGGAGGCACACUAUAGAGAUUGCAGAUUUUUACCGGGAUCUCUUGGCAAAAUCUCUGUAUGGUCGUUUAUUUAGCUUUUUAGUCAACACAAUCAACUGCUACCUUCAAAAUCAAGAUGAGAGUGGCAGUGACCAGGUGUUUGAAAUUGGAGUAUUAGAUAUUUUUGGAUUUGAAGAAUUUCAAAAGAAUACUUUUGAACAGCUGUGUGUCAACAUGACCAAUGAGAAGAUACACCAGUACAUCAAUGAGGUGCUUUUCCUACAAGAGCAAGCAGAAUGUGUACAAGAAGGAGUUGCCAUGGAAACAGUGUAUUCUCCUGGUAACCAUACUGCAGUCUUGGAUUUUUUCUUUCAGAAACCAUCAGGCUUUUUGUCAAUGCUGGAUGAAGAAAGCCAAUCUAUUUGGUCAGUGGAACAGAGUCUUUCUAAGCGCAUUCAGUCUUACCUGGAUACAUCAGAUACGAAUACAGUCUAUUCCUCCACAAAAGAUGGAAAUGGUAACCUUGCCCCAAAGGAUCUGGGCUCUACCUUCACUGUUAUGCACUAUGCUGGAAGGGUUACCUAUGAAAUUGCUGGUGCCAUAGAAAAAAAUAAAGAUUCCCUUUCACAAAAUCUCAUAUUUGUAAUGAAAACUAGUGAAAAUGUGGUCAUCAAUCAAUUGUUCCAGUCCAAACUGACACAAACUGGAUCACUUGUUCCUCCAUAUCAUUCCCUUAAAAUCAAAGGGUGUAAAGCAGCUUUGCUCAGUAAAAAAACAUCUGUAACCUGUGCAAGUGGAGAAGCCAAGAAAUACAUUGAACUAAGCAAGCUGUUGAAAAAGAAAGGAACGUCCUCAUUUCUUCAGAGAUUGGAACGAGGGGGCCCGACCACUGUGGCAAUACAACUCAGGAAAUCACUUGCAGAUAUUAUUGGGAAGCUGCAGAACUGCACACCACAUUCCGUUCAUUGUAUAAAACCUAAUAACUCCAAGUUGCCAGAUACCUUUGAUAAUUUUUACGUGUCUGCUCAACUGCAGUAUAUUGGGGUCCUAGACAUGGUAAAAAUUAUCCGACAUGGGUAUCCAAUACGUCUCUCUUUCACAGACUUCUUGUCAAGGUAUAAAGAUUUGGCUGAUACAGCAGCAGGAGAGAAGAAGAAGUUGAGUGCCAAGGAGAGAUGUCGUCUUGUUCUUCAGCAGUGUAAAUUACAAGGCUGGCAGAUAGGAGUUCGAAAAGUGUUUCUUAAGUACUGGCAAGCUGACCAUCUCAACGAUUUGUGCCUUCAGCUUCAGAAGAAAAUUAUAACCUGCCAAAAAGUUGUAAGAGGAUUUCUAGCUCGCCAGCGCUUGCUACAGAAGAUGAGCAUCAAACAGCAAGAGGUCACCUCAAUCAAAAGCUUCUUGCAGAAUGCUGAGGAUAUGGGAUUGAAAACAUAUGAUGACUUGGUGAUUCAGAAUGCUGCUGACAUUGCUCGGGAAAAUGACCGGCUCCGCAACGAGAUGAACGCUGCUUACCACAGGGAAAAGGGAGAACCUAGAAACAGGCCAGAAGAAGGCCAGAAAAGAGCUGAAGACAAGGGUGGGAAGGUCUCUGAGGACAGCUUUGCCGGCUGUCGCACGUCUAAGCACUUUCACUCCAGCUCCGUCCCUGUCCCCAUGGCAGUGGAUGGCUUGGUACAUUCUGCGGCUGGGUCAUCCAUCAGAUCCCCCUCCCUGCACUCUGUUUUCAGCAUGGAUGACAGCAAUAGCCUGCCAUCACCAAGGAAACAGCCUCCUCCCAAGCCAAAGAGGGACCCCAACACACGACUGAGUGCCUCCUACGAGGCUGUUAGUGCUUGCUUGUCGGCAGCUUCUAAGGAAACCGCUAAUGAAGUUCUGACCCGUCCAAGACCACACAGUGAUGACUAUAGUACCAUGAAAAAAAUACCUCCCAGAAAACCAAAGCGAAGUCCAAAUACAAAACUUAGUGGCUCUUAUGAAGAAAUACCCGGUCAAAAGCCUGGGGAUGUAAAAAAAGCAAGCACAGUAGUUAAGCCAGGUGUCUAUGACACUGUGACAGUACAGAGAGCAGCUUCUACUGAUGGACCACAACACGGUGUGUUGAAUCUUUUUAUGUCACAAGAAGAGGAGGAAAAUGAGCCUGUCUAUAUUGAAAUGGUAGGGAAUGCAGUCAAAAGCAGUUCUGCUGAAGUGGAGAGUCCAGAACAAGGAGAGUCUGUAUAUGAAGAAAUGAAGUAUUUUCUACCAGAAGAAGGAAGCAAUGGUAAUGGAAUAAUUCCAGUAGUGACUGGAUCUCCUCCUCUGUUGUUUGAAAGCAAAAGAAAUAUUAAUAUUGAAGAUGGAACAUUGGAUGGAAACAGUCAAGCAGCUUUGAUCUAUAAAGACUCAUGUGACAUUCCAGCCCCUUUCCCUAACUUGCUCCCCCACAGACCACCACUUCUUGUAUUCCCUCCAACCCCUGUCACAUGUUCACCUGCUUCUGAUGAAUCACCUUUAACACCACUGGAGGUCAAAAAGCUUCCUGUUUUAGAAACCAACCUAAAAUACCCUGUGCAGUCAGAAGGUUCAAGUCCACUAUCACCCCAGUACUCCAAGGGCCAGAAAGGGGAGAAUGAAAGACCAGUAUCUCCAGGCUUGAUUGUGUUCAGUGUUUCCACCAAAGUGACUCCUCCUUCUACACCACCUCCUCCACUGCCACCACCUCCUCCUCCUGUACCACCUCCUGCUUCCUACCGGGCUUCCACACAUUUUGCAUCUCCUCCAGAGACUUGUGCUAGUUUUCUGAUUAAUGCAGGGAAAACAGGUACAAAUUCAGAUCUGCCAAAAGUACCUCAGAGAACCAAUCCUGCUCAGCUUGGAUGCUCAUCUUCUCCAUUUUCCAAACUGCCUUACUCCCCAAAGGUGGCAAGAGCGGAUCACAGGAAAUUGAACUCAAAUUCAUCGUCUUCAUUUUCAUACAGCCCUACAAACUCAAGGUCAUUAACCAGUCCCCUUGAUGAGUUAACCAGCUUGUUCAACUCAGGAAGGAGUGUGCUACGAAAAUCUGCAGCAGGACGUAAGAUCAGGGAGCCAGAAGGUGCUGAAACUAAUCUGAACUUGAGGAGCAGGGAAGAUCCAAAUGCAUCAGAUCCUGGAUCAGAAACACAGGAUAAAAAUGCAAAUAAUCAUGGAACUCAGUCAUCUAAUCCAUUGUCCAGUUCUGUGACUGCUGAAAAUGGAAAUUCAGUAUCAAAUGGAUUACCAGAGGAAAAUGACUUUUCCAGACUGUCUGCCAGCACUACAGCAGGCUCAUCGAUUCAAAGGCACAGGGAGAGCCACACUAGUCAGGUCAUUCAUCAGCUUAGACUUUCCGAAAAUGAGAGUGUGGCUCUACAAGAGCUUCUAGACUGGAGGAGAAAGCUGUGUGAAGAGAGAGAAGACUGGCAGCAAAUAUUGCACAAUACUGAGCAAAGAAUCUCAGCCCCACCUCCACCCCCUUGUAAGAAGCCGACGCUGCUGAAGAAGGUAGAAGAUACCUCCUGCAACAGACUCUCUUCAGGCAUUUGGGAUACCACCAUAUGAUUCAGAUGUGUGUUUGCAGACUGUUAGGAAUGGAACCAUCUAAUGACUUCAAUCUGCACAAUCAGCAAGUUUCCUUCCCUUCACAAAACGUGCAGGGAUUUUUUACAAGCACUAAUUCAAUAGCACAGGAUGGAGUUGUUGUGUAGUUCUGUCGUGUGUGUGUGUACAUGUGUGUGUUUGUUCUUUUCAUAUAUACACAUGUAUACCUAUAUGUGUGCACCAGCAAAUAUAUAUAUGUAUGCAUGUGUAUAUAUGUAUGGACACAAACUGCACUAUAAGUACUUUCUUUAAAAGUACAAAACAGUCACUUUAAGUUCUCCCAUGGACAAUGAAGAAAAUAUGUUAAGCAAAUGAUGAUGGGGAGAAGUGACUGACAGACAUUUUGGAGAGAUCAGAAAAGUCUGUGUGCACACUGUACAGCUGUUUUAUACAGUACAAAAAUAUGUUUCUUGUUCCCUAAUGAAUGGGUUUAUUAUCUUACAUGUAUACAUAUAUAUAUAUAUAUAUAUAUUUCUUUGUAGAUGUCUGUGUUCCAUGGAGAUUAUUAUUACAUGUUUAUUUCUGGUGUUUUAUAACUUCAUGCAAUUGGUGCUGUCGUUCUUUCUUCAAAAUACAGGUAAUAAAUUCAGUACUUGCAUUUUUCUUUUAUAGAUUAUCUUUGACAACAUACCAAACAGUUUCAACACUGUGUUAUUUUUUUUUCAGAACUGGCAAUAUCCUUUCUAAAAUUCAAUCCUGAAAUUCUUGCAAACUCCUAUGUGCAGGAGUGAUUUGGUGCUGUUCACAGUCAUGAAUUAGAGACCAUUACUUCUUUUUGAUGGACCUGCAUUUCUGAAUGUGUGAACUGUGAAUUUGAAAUUACAUCUCAAAUCUUAUUUCCUUCUGGGUUAUGUAAAAUAAUGAGGCAUUCAUUUAGAUUAUAAGUGUGGUUUGAAAUUCAUAACUGAUUAUGCAUAAGGUCAGGUGUCAGUGGAAAGAUACAUAAUGGUAAUGAGGAAUGAAAAUAGGUCUAUGAUUUACUUUACAGGCCAGAAAGCUUUGCAGAGAUGGGUAUAUCAAAGCAUUAUGUCCUUAUUAUGGUAGCACAGUGAUGCAUUUAUACCUCAAAUUUCAUGUAAUGAAAUGGUUUCAGAAAUUGCAACAUUCUAGUUAGUGUAGAUGAGUUCUGAGCAGUAAUGUUAAUUUAUGAAAAACAUGGUGCUGGGAACUUGUUAGUUAUUGCUCAGCAGUCUUUGAAAUACUGCUUUGCCACUAAAAGGUGUAAUUUUUAUAUAUUUAAAAGUACUUUUCUGGGCUACUUAUUUUAAGUUCCUGGAGUAUGUAGAGCCAGUGUGGAACACUUUUCUUGGUUGUUUGUCCCAUUCCUAUUGAGAUGCACGAAAAGUGUUACCAGUUUUGCAAGUGGAUAUAAAACAAAUAUUUUUCAAAUAUAAGCUAGGUAUAAAAUGGUAUGCUCACUCUUGGUUGGAAGUUGUUGGGAAAGGAAACAAUCCUUAGAGGUGUAGGUUUUUCCAUCAUGUUUGACAGAAAUUUCAAUCAGGCUGAAUAGCAAAAAGCAACCACAUGCUUGUUUGAUUGUUUAUACAGGGAAGCAGCAAAACGCAAAUUGUUUCCAUGAGUACAAACAAGCUGUAGGCAGAAUUAAGCCUUCUCUUGCUGGAGAUUAAAACAGACAUUUUGAGUGGACAAGGAAGGGGAGACACCAAGUUAGCUCAGAAUUAUACCUUGUUACCAUUAUUAGCUUCACAGAAGUCCACUGUGUAAGAUUAUCCAUUUCUAUUUCAUGGAGAAUGAGGAACUCUGGACUCCAAACCUUACCUUUGACUGAUGUAAAUGGCCACAGACAAUGACUUUAUCCAGGAGGGGCAGGUAACCCCUGUUAGUGAGGUUAUGCAGAAAACAACCCUCACCUGCUACACAAUUUUGUCAGAAUGAGGCUGUGCCUGGAAGAACUGAGGUUUCUGAUUUUUUGCUCAGACAACCAAGGACACACAGAGAUCCCACUGUGAGUGCAAAAUGCAACAGCUCCAGAACUGGAUGCAGAAGAGCUAAUUAACCUGACCUUGCAGCUAUUUUGCCUCCAGGAUGAACGUUGUUAUCCCUACAUGGCACAGCAUCCCUAUCCAUAGCCACAAGAACCUGUACCCAGCCAGCCUAGCAGUGCUGAGCACCUCGGCGCACUGAGACGUGCAGACAUGCCCUGAGGCUUAUCACUCCCCAAAUGGGCCUGGCAAGCAGCCCUUCCAUAAACUCUAUCAUAUUGCUAACCCUAAUGCUCUCUAGCUGGCUCAGGCACUGGUAGCAAUCAAUACACAGCAGCCUGGAAGUUUAAGACAAGCUGUAAAAACUGACUGAGAAGCCAGUUUAGAUCAUGCCAAAAUCCCUGCUGCUGCAGUGAGCUUGCUUCCAGUCUCUCAGCUAUUUGUAAGGUGAGCUUGUGUAUCUCCAGAUGACACUGUUGUCAUUGCUGCACUUGGAAUGCGGGAGUACCCAGAGGGGAGAAAAAGCAUUUGUCAAAUGGAGUUUAAAAUGGGAAACAGUAUAAAUAUACAUUAUCCUACUUGCAGUCUUUACUAAAAGUUGUGUUAGAACUGUGAGCAGCCUCAGGAACUCAGCUGCAGGAGUUCAAAUGAGGUCUUAAAGAAUUUUUUUGCUACUUGUUCAAAGUCCACAUUGUGCCCUAUUACAGCAGUAUGGACAAGCAUGGAAAAAAAGCUGUGUAGAUUUUCUAGCAGUUUCAGCAGAGGAGUUACAUGGGAGAAGCUGUGCAUCCCUGAUUCUGGCAGUCUGAUUCUACAGACAAUGAGCAAAGCAGAUUAUGAUCCCCUGUGCAGAAGGCCUUCAUGCUAUUUUUUGCAAACUUGGGUUAGACAUAUGUUUUCUGGGGCUGUUCUUUAAAGCAUGUCACCACAGUGCAAUAUGACAAAGUUAGAAGACUUUUUUUGUUUCUGGUUUGUUUCAAUUUUUUUUUUAAUUCCAGGUUACAUAAUGGCUAACUUCUUACUUGGAAAGAUUUUUCAUGAUAUUCCAUUAAAGUGCAGUACUAUAGGAAUAAAGUACUUGCUCAAAAACAUGUUUUAAAUAUUUCUCUAAUGUCAGUAAGACACUCUAGAGUGUGACUUAUGAAGUCAUAAUUCACACCUAGUGUGUUCAUUGGUCUCUUGGCCUUUGGCCUUGAGCCUAACAAUGCAGUUGGUAGGGAAUUAUUAUACCAUAAUUCACACCCCACUGUGUCUUAUUGCUUAAAUAACCAUACCCCCAGAGGUGUCUUAAAACUACCAUUAAAGUUUAUAUUGUGUAUCAAAAUGUGUUUACUGGGCUGGGAAAAUAUACUAUUGACAUUUUGAAAGGUUGAGAAGUAGUUUUAGAAGAACUGUACAGUGCUUGUAAAUUAAUCUCCCCAGUGGAGUAUGCACCAGCCAAUUACAGUAUUUCUUGAGUAUAUGAAGUCCUGUCUUGCGCAUGACAAAAUAGCUUAGAAAUUUUAAAAGCCUUAUGAAUUUAAUAUUCUGAAGGGGAAGAUUAAACUCUAUGGGCAUGCUGAUGCCUUUAAUAUCCAGUGAAAAAUCUAAAAUAUAUUUAUAUUUGCAAUAAAGCAAUUUCAGGAUGCUGGGAUUAUCAUCAGAUAAUCACUCCUCCACAUUGUGCCUUAUUGCUUAAUUUUUAAUAUGUGAAAAAACCGAAAUGCCUAACAAAUCAGUCUGUCCUUCAGCAUAAGGUAAGCGGAAUCAGACACAUUUUACACAUUAAAAAGACAUUGGUCUUAAAGCCAAGGAAAUUAUGAAACCAUAUUAAACCACAAUAAAAGAAAAACAACAUCUAUUGGCAGGAGAAAUUUUUUAAAGCUUGUAUACUUUACUUGUUACUCCUGAAAUAGCACCUGGUGGUUUUUAGUUGCUGUAGUUACAUUCCUGUUACAGUUUUUAAGCAAAACUUUGUUUUUAAAAACUGAUUUAGAUGUUCAAAGAAAUACAUGCACCGAUAUUUUUCAAAAGAUCUGUGUACAGCAUGAAGUGAUAAGCUUUUUAAAAAUUUGCAUUGUUUACAAAACAAUAGUAUGAUUGUUGAGUAAGUGAAUUGCAUUCACCUUUUUAUUUUUUGCCAGUGAUCCUUUUUUUAUUCUAACAGGUUUAAUUACUUUCAUUAAUAACUUUAUUAUACUGCAGAUCCUUUGUGUGUGGGACAAAGAAUUUCAUUAACUUGCUAAGAAAGCAUAAUAGAUUGUAGCAUAGUUCUGAAGUGAUAGUAAUAGCCAUACUAGUUGUAGCUUUUAAUUCUGCUGUAUAGUAUUAGCAUCCCUAGUAAUCCUGUUAUUCUUAUCUCUAUAAAGCCUGCUAAUAUCUGAAAUGCUCGGAGGAACUUUAAGUAAGUUUUGCCAUUCACUUGUUAAAUAAUAAAUGUAACUAAACUCUGUACAAAUCAGUUUUACAGAAUGGUGUUAAACAUUACAUGGCUUUGUGUUUUAAAUAUAUAAUUUUUAGAAAGAAAACACCACCUGAGCAUAACUAUUUGACAAUAGCUGAACAAAAUAGAAGAAAAUGCUUUUCUUCCAGUUCUGCUGUUCUCUGUAUACUCAGGACUUGCCUUUUAAGAAGAAAUAAAUAAAUCCCAGUGCUGGCUUAUCCUGUGGCUGUGAGAAUUAGAUCAUUAGCAAAGACUGUCUGUUCUCCUCACUGUGGUUUGGCCUUGUCACCAACCCAUGAAUGUAUGCUGGAUCUGGUCAAAUCAUGCCUUUUGCUGUGAAGUGUCAUAGGCAAAAGUUCAGUCAAGUCAUGAUUUGACUUUUUGAGGACUUUUGAUUUAUUACACUAAACAAAACAACCUCCUCUUGAAUUAAUUAUAUGUAUUUAUUUCAACCUUAAUUAGCUUGGUUCAGUUCUCAUAUAUGUGAAUUAAG
This is a messenger RNA of Motacilla alba alba, 11490 nucleotides long. It is a transcript of the gene MYO16, whose product is annotated as myosin XVI. Gene Ontology annotation, cellular component: nucleoplasm; perinuclear region of cytoplasm; myosin complex. Lineage: Eukaryota; Metazoa; Chordata; Aves; Passeriformes; Motacillidae. The transcript is spliced from 35 exons. Gene Ontology annotation, molecular function: cytoskeletal motor activity; actin filament binding; protein phosphatase binding. The record is from RefSeq and is a predicted model, not a curated record. Gene Ontology annotation, biological process: neuron projection morphogenesis; phosphatidylinositol 3-kinase/protein kinase B signal transduction; negative regulation of G1/S transition of mitotic cell cycle. The coding region runs from base 816 to 6593 and encodes 1925 amino acids.